GUGUUCGGAGAGGGCGUGGGAGGGAUAUAUUUGCGAAUUCAUUUGCAUACGUGAGCUGACGCCAGAGGCCAACGUAAAGGGCGGGGCGCGCGGAGCGUGCCGGCGUCAGCGCGCUCGACAUUGGCGGGCCGCUCCGCGCGGGGGCCGCUGGGAGCGCCAGGAUGGUGGCCGGCGCCUUCCCGAUCGCCAAGUUGCUCUACCUGGGCGUCCGGCAGCUCUCGAAGCCCCUGGCGGCACGCAUCAAGGACGGGGCGCGCGCCAGCCCCUUCUUCCGCCAUUAUAUCUGCGGUCCUCCCGCGCAGAUCUACCACUGGGUGGAGAUGCGGGCCAAGAUGAGGAUCAUGGGCUUCCGGGGCGCCGCCAUCAAGCCCCUGAACGAGGAGGCGGCUGCAGAACUGGGCGCCGAGCUGCUGGGCGAGGCCAUCGUCUUUGGGGUGGGGGGGCUGUGCAUCUUCCUGGAAUACUCGCGCCAGAGCACCAACACCAAAAAGAAGGAGGAGGAGCUGAACAGCACCUUGCUGGGCCUGCAGGAGCAGGUGAUGGAGCUCAGCUUGACUGUGGAGACCUUGGACGCCCGGCUGCGGGAGAUGAACCGGGUGCUGGUGGAGGUCUCCACCGCCCCCAAGAAGUAGCAACCUGCCGCCCCUCAGGACGGCGAGGGUGGGGCACUUCCUGGGUAGUCUCCCAGGCUGGAUCCAGACUGCCAGGGGAGUGGUCGGCGUUCCUUCACAGGCAGGAAGGUUAGGAUUUGGGGUGCUGGGAUGUGCACCCCAACCGAGUGGCUUGGCAUUUGCGUAGAAUGUAAAUAUUGGAUCGAUUAAAAAAGCAACAGAAAGAG
Crotalus tigris (Tiger rattlesnake) is the source of this 838-nucleotide messenger RNA. It is a transcript of the gene OPA3, whose product is annotated as outer mitochondrial membrane lipid metabolism regulator OPA3. NCBI's taxonomy places the organism in Eukaryota, Metazoa, Chordata, Lepidosauria, Squamata, Viperidae. Gene Ontology annotation, cellular component: mitochondrion. Gene Ontology annotation, biological process: regulation of lipid metabolic process. The transcript has 2 exons. The record is from RefSeq and is a predicted model, not a curated record. Bases 162 to 632 code for a protein of 156 amino acids.